UGUUUUUCACUUCAUGAUGUGCUUUUCAGCCAGUUGCUUUAGUAUAAUAUCGAAACGGCAUGACUCAGUAAAUGAACCAGUAGCGCUGCGGUAGCUUCAGACACACACGCCGCCUCCAGUCUGCUGCACACGUCGUGACUUGUGACCCAGUUUGGUUUGUUUUCCAGGACUGACCUGAGUGGGAUGAAGCAUCAGGAGCCUGAACACAGACUGAAGAUGAUGAUGUCUUAAUUCAGCGACGCAAAGAAGGAGAAAUAAAAUCAUCCCUUGCCUCAGUGGAAAAAAACACACCCAGAAACGAACGAUGGGUGAAGUGACUGUAGAAGUAGACGAGGAGGUGACGGAACAGGACUUGCUACCAGAGCCUCUCCUGAUCAUACUGUCCCCUCCUCCGCCUUUCUUACCUGUCCCAGGUGAACCAACCAUAUUUUGGCACAAGUGGCUCAAAGCUUUUGAACACUACAUUGAAGCGCUCGGUGAGAACGAGCUGGCCGACUCCAGCAAGUGCGUGCUCUUACAAAACUGCCUCGGCCAAGAGGGCCAGCGUAUCUUCACAGCACUGAUGCAGGGUGAAACCACUUACGCAGCAGCCAUCUCAGCACUGACGCUGUACUUCACCUCUGAUCACACCUCGCAGAUGCACCGCCUUAAAUUCCAUCAAAGGGCUCAGAUGCCCGGAGAGACUGUAGAGCAGUUUGUCUCUGCAUUAGAGGAGCUCUUGAGCCCCUGCAACUACAGAGACGUCCAAGACAAACUUAUUCUCACUCAGCUGAUUGAAAAAACAAACUGCCCACAACUGAAAGAGAGGCUUUUUUUAGAGAAGGAAACUCUGACCUUGGCCACAGCAUUGGUUAUUGGUAAAGAGGUAGAAUCUGCCUUAAAUCAUCCUGAGCUGUUUGACAUUCACGAAGUCAGUGUGGACAUUGGAGAUGAUUUAGACCCACCGGUUCGAAGAGUGGCAAAAAGAGGAAGGCCUCGACGCGGGGAGAAAAGGGUGAAAAUGAAACCAUGCGAGACUAAAACCCCAAGAAGAUCAUCUAGAAACAAAGAUAACUACUAUUACAGCAAUGAUAAGCUACAAUGCAGCAAUAAUGAGGACUCUAAGAGUGCCGAUGAAAGUAAUCUACCUUGUGAUAAAGGGGAUGAUGAUAAUGCCGCCUCAUCAUCGUCACAUAUGAUAGAGGAGGAGGAGGGCUUUGACAAAGCCAGCAAUGAUGGCGACGACGAUGAAGAUGAAGACUUCUCCCUCCCUCAGAGUAAACAAAAAGGUCCGUUUUGCCCCAUCUGUGUCGACAAGCGCUUCAGAGAUGCAAACAAGCUCGCCAGACACAUGAGGACGCACACAAAGGAGAAACCGUUCAGCUGCCCUGUCUGCACGAUGACCUUCAGCCAGUCCUAUCACAUGACCCGACAUCUGAGGAACCAGCACGGUGCGGGCCAGCACGUCUGCUCAACAUGCGGGACGAGUUUAGGAAGCUUUGCAGAGCUGCAGAGUCACAAGAAGACGCACACCAAAGUUCUCUCGUGUCCCGACUGUCAUGAGAAAUUCCUGAACAACGGUGCGUUUUUAAGUCACAUCAUUUCACACAGCAAAGACCGGUCCACCCAGACAGAGGGUUACCAGCACUGCGAUGACGAGAAAGAACAAGAAACGACCGAGUCAAGUAAUAAAGAUAACCAUGAGAGUGAUGAUUGUGAUGAUGAUUGUGAUGAUUGUGAUGAUGAUGAUGAUGAGGAGGAUGAGGAUGAUGCUGAGGACGAGCAGGCUGAUGCAGACUCCGGUAAUGACGACGCUCAGGAUAAAGAAUCUGCAGUUAAAGUUAAGCUUGAAGAUAAGGACUCUGAUGAAGCUAAAUCUCAAGAUGGCGACAGCAAAAAAGAAAAAGUUGCCUCCAAGACCAAAACUAAAGGUCAUUACUGCCCCAUCUGUGUGGACAGGCGCUUCAGAGGCCCAAACAAACUCGCCAGACACAUGAGGACGCACACGAAGGAGAAACCAUUUAGCUGCCCAGUCUGCACGAUGACCUUCAGCCAGUCCUACCACAUGACCCGACACCUGAGGAACCAGCACGGCUUGGGCCAGUACAUCUGUUCGAAAUGUGGGAAAAGUUUAGGUAGCUGGCCGGAGCUGAAAGCACACAAGAAGACUCAUGCAGCUGAAGGCCUAUCGUGUCCCGCUUGUGAUAAACAGUUCAAAGAGAAGGCAGCGUUUGUGAAUCAUCUGAAAUCACACAAGAAGGUCCAGCCCAGCCCUCGGUGCCUCGUCUGCAACGACUGCGGCAAAGAAUUUGGCCGAAUGUAUCAUUUGAAACGGCACAUAGUGACCCAUCGCAAAGCUACGAACGGCGAGUGUUACGAUUGCCCAAAGUGUCAGAAGAGCUACGCCUUCCCUGAAGAUCUUAACAAACACCUGGAGAUUCAUGUGAAGGAAAACAAUGGGACAUGUCCCAAAUGUAACCAAACCUUUAGCAGUCUAGAAGAGCUGGAGACACACAUGGUGGUUCAUGAAAAGUCUUACCAGUGCGGCACCUGUGGGAAGAAGUUUAAGGUGGAGUAUGCGCUGAAGAAGCACGAGCAAGGGCAUCAAGACGAGCAGUAUUACUGCUCAUUGUGCCGCAAGCGCUUCAUCAAGCUUUCUCACUACAAGAGGCACAUUAUGGUCCACGACAGACGGGAGUCCAGAUGUCCACACUGUGACAGCGUCUUUCUACAGUUAACAGCUUUGAAGUACCACCUGCGAACUCACACUGAAGAAAGGCCAUAUCAGUGCUCCUGUUGUAUCGAAACCUUUGAGGAGAAGGAACACCUGGAGCAACACUGCCUCAAACACAGGAAAUUCAAGAAGGAGAGGCCGUACUCCUGCACUCGCUGCGAUCACGCUUUCCCCACGCUGAUGGAGCUGACGGAGCACAUGAGCAUGCACGAGGGCGAGCAGCCACUGAGCUGCCCCAUCUGCGGCAAGACUUUCCUGAACAAGAACAAGCUGGAAAAGCACCUGAGCAUCCACACGGGGGAGAGGCCUCACCUCUGCUCUCUCUGCGGUAACGGCUUCCCCUCGGCCGCCAGCCUCAAGCUACACAGCCACAUCCACACCGGAGAGAAGCCCUUCAAGUGCUCGCAGUGCAGUAAGAGCUUCAGGUCGUCCAGCGGGCUGCGGCUGCACAGCAGGCAGCACAUGGAGGUGCGGCCCAGCUACGAGUGUCCAGAGUGCGGCAGGACUUACGGUCGCAUGACGGAGCUGAAGAUGCACCAGCGCUAUCACACGGGGGAUAAACCGUACUCGUGCACCUGCUGCAACAAACGCUUCAUUAGCAAAGACAAGCUGAACGUUCACAUGAGGAUCCACACAGGGGAGAGGCCGUACUCCUGCCAGCACUGUGGACAGACAUUCACACAGACCGGAGACAGAAACAGACACAUCAACAAAUACCACAGUUAGAUAUUGUGGUAACAGUGAAGCUUUUUGUGUUACUGGAUGGUAUCAGUGGUUUUGCAUGUUUGUUGAGUCGGGUGUCGUUUAAAUUUGAUUCAUUUGACCAAGCUGGUCAUUAUUUUUCAGAAAUGAGGAAGGUUAUUUUAUUUGGUAAGAAAAGAGGUAUUAUAAAGGAUAAUAUAAAUACUAUGUGUAGCAUAAAAUGAAAAGAAUCCACAUCACAGUAAAGUGUGGCCUUUAUUUUAUUUUUUAUUUUAUUUUAUGUUGCUUGCUUCAGCUUUGCUUGCGCGCCGUCCUCUUCCCCACUUUCAUUGACACCCAUGUUUUUAUGAGUGCAUCACAGUUUUAAGGAAUAGUGUGAAACUGGUGCAGUAUAUGUGUCGCCCGUGUGCUCUUGUGAGUCCAAAAUACUAACAAAAUUGUAACCCACUCUUAAAAUCACUGCUCCCUUGUGCUACAAAUAAACUCCACAGGGUACAUUAAGUUUCAUAGAGAUCAUAUUUAUUGCAGGCCUGUGUUAAUAGAUAAUAUAACAGGAGUAAGGAGUUAACGUUUAGCUGAGAGAUUUACAGAUAGUAAAUUGCUGUUUUGUGUGUCUUUUAGCAAGACAUACUUCAAAAUAUAGGGGUUGUCUUAUUGUUAUUUACAAAUAAUUAUACUAAAAAACUAAUUGCAGCAUCAGAAAAAUUACCUUAGAUUUAGUUGUGUAGUUAUUGCACCUGUCAAUCAAUAUUAUGGCGAUAAUAGGUUCCAGCCCUGUGCUUUGAUUUUUGUUAUUUAUAUUUGAAUUAUGCCUUUUAGACUGUGCGACAACAACAAUCGCGUCGGUCAGAUUGUAUGAUAUCCGUGAGUGAAUGUGCGAUGACUCGUAGCGCUGCGAUGUAAGUAGAAAAAAAGUAUAUGAACUCAGAGGCACGUCAUCCAUCUCCACUGCUCAUGUUUUGAAAGUGCAGCAAAGUCCCAUGUACUUCUUUUUUCAUUUCACCACGGACAAAUUAUUAUUAUUUAAAAAGUCAGUAUAUUCUGAUUGGUUAGUUUGUAGACAUGAGUCGUAGCAGCAGCCGCAUCGUGGAAAUUAAACCUCAAGUUUUUGAAUCUGACAGAAUUUUGACCCAGACUGAACAUUGACAAAAUAAAGAUUUGCCCAUGUUUCUCUCAAUUCUCAGCUCAAAAUCACAAAGUGUAAAGACGCUUUAAGACAUCCUCUGUAAACUUUGUGUAUUUAAAGCUCAGUGCUUUUUAUUGUUCGUUUACUUAAUGGUCAAUGGGGGGAAAAAAACAUGCAAAACCACUUAACAAGUGUCAAAAUGACUUUUCUGUUGAAUAUUAAGUGUUGACUGUUGCUUGUUAUCAGCAACCCACAAGCUUUAUACUCAGAUUUUAAGAAAUCACUACGUCACCCCUUAAUACAAAAGCCUUGCAUGAGGGUUUAGUCCUCACCUCUGUGUCUGACACAUCCUUCACACACACAACCACACACACACACACACACACACACACAGCACUUUGUCAUGUAAACACCUGUCUUACCGUGAAAUCCUCACACCUGUUACUGGCAUGUGAUUGGCUCUUUGACAUUUCCUGUGUAGGCGGGUCAGGGACACGCACCCCUCACCCCAGUUUAAAGCCUGACUUGAUACAAUCAUGAUCACUAAAAUGAACACAAAUGACACUAAAACAUGUCAGAGAUUAUGUUUCAUUAAUUUAGUUGUCCUCCCUACUAUAUAUGUGUUGGUAUGAUAUUGUGUUUGUUUCUUUUCACUUUUUGAUAUCUUUUUGUUUUGGCUUCUCUGUAACUGAGCUUUUUGUAACUGUGUUUAGAAAAGUGCCAUAAAAAUAAAACUAACUCACUCUUACUACAUGUUAGGAGGUUUAAACAAUGUAAGACACAUGCUCAAUACAUGUGUCCUCACUGUUCCUGUUUUCUCUCAAUAUGAACAGACUGAAUCUGUUACUUAAACCAGUGUACAUGCAUCAAAAUGAAUGUAUGGCUGCAACUUACAAUUAUUUUCAUUAUCAGUUUGUCUAUAUAAUGUCAGGAAAUAAAGAACACCUGUUGUAAUUUCCAAGAGUCAAA
Molecule: messenger RNA, 5510 nt
Organism: Scomber scombrus (Atlantic mackerel)
Lineage: Eukaryota; Metazoa; Chordata; Actinopteri; Scombriformes; Scombridae
Product: zinc finger protein 420-like
Exons: 2
Coding region: 305-3439 (1044 amino acids)
Biological process (GO): regulation of transcription by RNA polymerase II
Molecular function (GO): DNA-binding transcription factor activity, RNA polymerase II-specific; RNA polymerase II cis-regulatory region sequence-specific DNA binding
Source: RefSeq, a predicted model, not a curated record